AUGGGUGGAAAACAUCCACAAUCAGUAAUGACUGAUCAGUGUAGGUCCAUGGGCAGUGCAAUUAAAUUAGUUUUUCCAAAUGCAACACACAGACAUUGCUUGUUCCAUGUGAAGAAGAAUUGUGAUGACAAAAAUGGACCAACAUUUGCAGAAAAUGAAGGAUUGUAUGAAGAAAUGCAGGACAUUAUAGAUAGCUCGUUGACUGAAGAGGAAUUUGAAACACUAUGGCCACAAAUGAUUGAGAAGUACAAUGUUGGAGGAGUCAAAAUCUUUGAGGACAUGUGGACAAAUAGAAAGAAGUUUGUGCCAGUAUACUUCAAAACUAAAUUUUUCCCAUUUAUCCAAACAACAGCUAGAAGUGAAGCGACAAAUGCUUUGUUCAAGAAAGGAGUUGGUGCACAGUUUAGCAUGACAAGUUUCCUGAGAGAAUAUCAACGGAUAAUGGAUACAAUACAUGCAAAUGAAGAUGAAUUGGACCACAAGGUUGCAAAUAAGAAGGUAGAACCAACAAACUUCUUGACGAAGUACUAUAUAGAAAGACAAGCUCAUGACCUGUACAACUUGGCAAUAUUCAGAAAAUUUCAACACACACUCAAGGAUGUGACAAGGUUAAAUGUCCGAGAGCACAAAAGAGAUGAAGUUUUUGUCGUAUUCCAGGCAAAGAACUGUGCAAUAAAAGAGCACCGCCAUAGAAAUUUCAUAGUGCUAGUAAAUUUGAAGAAUGAGGAAUACUCAUGUGUGUGCUGCAAAUUUGAAAAGGAUGGCAUCCUCUGCUGUCAUAUUCUGAAAGUUAUGCUGCACCUUGAAGUAGAGAAGAUUCCAGAGAAAUACAUUAUUGAAAGGUGGCAAAAAAAGAGCCAAAAAUUAAACUACAAACUCCCUGCGCCACAAGAAAUGGACAAUGAUAGUCUAAGGUACAGCUUAUUGACAAGAAUAUUGACACAGACAGCUUCAAAAGGAUCUAAAAGCAGAGAAAAGUGCCAAUAUUUGAUACAAGAAGCAAAAAGAAUAGAAGAACACAUGGACGCAAUGGACAGAGUAAAGGAAAACACCGGGGAAACACAAGCAACAGAUCAGCCAACAUCAACAAGAACAGUUUCAAACUUGUUCAAUGCAUCUUUGCAUGAUGGUUCAAGUGCAACCAUUGAUAUUCAUGACCCUGAUAAAGCUCACACGAGAGGACGUCCAAGGAUGCUAACAAUAAAGGAGAAGAUAAAGCAAAACAAAUUUUACAAGUGCUCACACUGUGGAAGUGAUAAACACACAUUGAAAAAUUGUACAAACAAGCAUCUUGAAUUCAAUUUGCCAAAACCAAAGAGGAACAGGAAAUCAAAAGCUAAAGGUGCAGGGACAAAUUCUCCAGCUAAGAAAUCAGCAAAGAAGGGGAAGAAAGCGAAGGAUCCAGUUCAAGCAAUUGAGCAAACUCAAGUCAAUAUACCAGACACAUGUAGCGGAGAAGCAUCUACAAAUAUCUGA
Molecule: messenger RNA, 1476 nt
Organism: Lolium perenne
Lineage: Eukaryota; Viridiplantae; Streptophyta; Magnoliopsida; Poales; Poaceae
Source: RefSeq, a predicted model, not a curated record